CGCACCGCCGCCUCACUGCCUUGGCUUCCUGUCCGUCCCUAGGUGACCGCUUGCCCUGGUUCCCAGGCUUUGGCCUCCACUGGGUGAGUCGCACAGACUGCGGAUCUGGACUCCGCACCCAGGCGGGCGUGGGGCUGUGCGGGCCAGUAUUCGCGCGGGCCGUGCGGAGGCUCGAGCAGGGCCUCCGCACGCUAGCCCAGGAGCCCGCCGGCGCUUGGUCCCGGAGGACCAGGCGGGCAGGGGCGGCUUCGGGACCAGAGACCGUCUCCUUCCUUCCGUCUUACGGUCCACCAUCUAAGAGCAGCAGAAGAUGAAUAAAUCACAGGAGCUAGUAUCAUUCAAGGAUGUGGCUGUGGACUUCACCCAGGAGGAGUGGCAGCAGCUAGACCCUGAUGAGAAGACAACAUAUAGGGAUGUCAUGUUGGAGAACUACAGCAAUCUAGUUUCUGUGGGUUAUGAUAUCACCAAACCAAAUGUGAUCAUUAAGUUGGAGCAAGGAGAAGAGCCAUGGAUAAUAGAAGGUGAAUUCUCAUGUCAAAGUCAUCCAGAGGUCUGGAAAAUUGAUGACCUAAUAGAGAGAAUUCAAGAAAAUGAAGAUAAACAUUCAAAACAAGCUGUUUAUAGUAACAGUAAAACCCUGAUUGAAGAGAGAGCGAAUCCACUUGAUAAAACUUAUAAUAUGGAAACAAACCUUGUUCCUUCAAGCAUAACAGCUCAUAAUUGUGUCUCAUGUGGAAAGAAUUUAGACUCUAUUUCAGAGUUAAUUAGUAGUGAUGGAAGCUACGCCAGAAAGAAACUUGAUGAAUGUAAUGAAUGUGGAAAGAUGUAUCAUGGAGAGAAACCCUAUGAGUUCAAUCAAAAUAGGGAUACUUGUUCUCAAAAUGAAGAAAGUAUUCUUCAGAAAAUUAAUGUUUUGGAGAAACCCUUUGAAUAUAAUGAAUGUGUGGAAGCCUUAGGCAGUGAAGCUGUUUUCAUUACUCAUAAGAGAGCUUACAUGGGAGAGAAGCCCUAUGAGUGGAAUGACUCUGGACCAGACUUCAUUCACAUGUCAAAUUUCAGUGCAUAUCAGAGGUCACAAAUGGAAAUGAAACCCUUUGAAUGCAGUGAAUGUGGAAAAUCCUUUUGUAAAAAGUCAAAAUUUAUUAUUCAUCAGAGGGCUCAUACAGGAGAGAAACCUUAUGAAUGUAAUGUGUGUGGGAAAUCCUUCAGUCAAAAGGGAACCCUCACUGUACAUCGUAGAUCACAUUUAGAGGAGAAACCCUAUAAAUGUAAUGAAUGUGGGAAAACCUUCUGUCAGAAGUUACACCUCACUCAACAUCUGAGAACUCACUCAGGAGAGAAACCCUACGAGUGUAGUGAAUGUGGGAAAACCUUCUGCCAAAAGACACAUCUCACCUUACAUCAGAGAAAUCAUUCAGGAGAGAGACCCUAUCCGUGUAGUGAAUGUGGGAAGUCCUUUUCCCGCAAGUCAGCCCUCAGUGACCAUCAGAGAACACACACGGGAGAGAGACUUUAUAAAUGUAAUGAGUGUGGGAAAUCCUACUACCGAAAGUCUACUCUUAUAACACAUCAGAGAACACACACAGGAGAGAAACCCUAUCAAUGUAGUGAAUGUGGAAAAUUCUUUUCUAGGGUAUCAUAUCUCACUAUUCAUUAUAGGAGUCAUUUAGAAGAGAAACCCUAUGAAUGUAAUGAAUGUGGCAAAACCUUCAACUUAAAUUCAGCCUUCAUUAGACAUCGGAAAGUACACACAGAAGAGAAAUCCCAUGAAUGUAACGAAUGUGGAAAGUUUUCUCAGUUGUCCUAUCUCACUGACCAUACAACUCAUUUAGGAGAAAAACCCUAUGAAUGUAAUGAAUGUGGGAAAACCCUCCUUGAAAAUCCAGCCAUCAAUGGGCACCAGUCACUUCCAAAAGGGGAAAAAUCUUAUGAAUGCAAUAUAUGUGGGAAAUUAUUCUCUGAGUUGUCGUAUUAUACUAUACAUUAUAGAAGUCAUUCAGAAGAGAAACCCUAUGGAUGUAAUGAAUGUGGGAAAACCUUCUCCCAUAAUUCAUCUCUCUUUAGACAUCAAAGAGUACAUACAGGUGAGAAACCCUAUGAAUGUUAUGAAUGUGGAAAAUUCUUCUCUCAGAAGUCAUAUCUCACUAUACAUCAUCGAAUACAUUCAGGAGAGAAACCCUAUGAAUGUAGUAAGUGUGGAAAAGUCUUCUCUCGGAUGUCAAACCUCACUGUCCACUAUAGAAGCCAUUCAGGAGAGAAACCCUAUGAAUGUAAUGAAUGUGGGAAAGUCUUUUCUCAGAAGUCAUACCUCACUGUACAUUAUAGAACUCAUUCAGGAGAGAAACCAUAUGAAUGUAAUGAAUGUGGGAAAAAAUUCCACCACAGAUCAGCUUUCAAUAGCCAUCAAAGAAUUCAUAGAAGAGGGAAUAUGAAUGUACUUGAUGUGGAAAAUCUCUGAAGUCAAGUUUCAAUUUUGAGAAAACCCUCUGAAUAUGAAUAUGUAGUGAACAUGGAGAACACAAAAAGGAGUCAAGUAUCAUCUCACCUGAGAGUUUGUUCCAGAAUAGAGAGAAACAUUUAGGCACUAGAUAUAUUUUACUCUAAAUUUUCACAAAGAAAUGCCCCUAAGAAUGCACCAAAACCAUACAACACAUUGGACACUUAAUAAUUUAUACAAGAGUGGAAUUUUAUGAAUAUUUAAUAUUUAUUUUGGAUUCAAAUUGUAUUUAUGUGUCAGGGAAUCAUAACUAAGGUGAAAUCUAUCAAUGUGAUGAAUGUGGAAACUAUAUUGUCUUGGAAAUUAUGCUAAAAGCCAUAUUUCUGAUGUGAAAUCAGAUGUUUAUAGGAAUGAUACCAGAAGCUAUCAGCUUCAAUAAACCAUUGUAUGAAAUGAAGUUUUAAGAUCAUCAGGAGUUGAUCAUGAAGACAAUAGCAUUAAAUAAGUAUAAGGUAGUUCCUACUAUAUGUUUUUAAAAAUGCAAUAUAAUAGUAAUUCUAUGCAAUUUUAUGCAACUUUUGAUUUGAAUAGUUUGUAAAAAAAAAGGCAACAUUCUCAUUUGAUUAUUAGGAUGGCAAAAUAUACUGAGACAGGACAUAUUAUUGGUGAGACAAUGAUAGUAUAAAAUAGUAAAAUAAUUAUUUUCUAUUCUUUGAGGAAUUUCAAAAUGGGUUUUUAAUGAAUGCCUCAUCAGGCAAUGAUUUUUGUAAAGUUUUCAACUGUACCUAAGGGGGGCGGGAUUAAAAAAUACUAUUUUGAUAAACUAUGCACACUUAAUUUGGAGCUUAGUGUGUUUUAAAGGAGAAUAAAUGUACAGCUCCUACCUUCUAAAAUAUUCCCAACUCCCACCACUUUUGUUUUUAGUCUAUAACUUUGAAUGCGCAGAGUGCCAAUAUUGCAUAAUUCAGAAAUUUCAUCUGAAUUUUUUGUUUGAUAUAAAUACUGUUAUUUCUUGCAUUACCCCUUAUUUCCAGUAGUAUGAAACAAAUUAAUACAGGUUUCUAGUUUACAUUUUUUGGGCUGUUUAACUUAAUGCCAUUUCGUCCCUCAUUCCUUGCAGGAAGAGUUUGGGUACCUAUCAUUUCUUCACAUGACACAGAAGGUAAAUACUGAUUAGUCUCAACCAAUAAUGAUAAUUCCAUUCUAAUUGCCAGUAAUGUGUUCAUAGUGGUCAUAUGACCCCAUCCUGGACAACAAAAAAGGAUAUAGGUUUGUUCUGGAAAAAGGAUAACACAGUGAUCAAAUGGAUCUUACUCCAUGAAUGCAAUAUUCAAGUCAAUUGCUGUUACACAUGUAAAGAAAAGUAUUCUGGUAUCUAGACGAUUUGUGUGGUAAAAUUAAUGUUUGUUUAUGACCUUAGCAAACUAUUUAGGGAAAGGAAUUUCCAUUAUCGGAUAAAGAGCAACCUAAACCACAACAACGAUCAUACUUAAUGGUAAAAUAAGUUUUUGUAAGUUUUCUCCCUUAUGACUAAAAUUUAAAAAUCCACUAAUUUUAUUCAGCACUAUGCGGAAGGACCUAGCCAGGAAAGUAAGGCAAGAAAGAAAAAGCAUAAGGACUUAAAAAUAUAUAAAACUUAUUUGCAGAUGACAUAACUUUGUACAUAGAUUAUUCUGAACAAUUUCCAGAUAAAUAGAAUUAAUGAGUAAGGGACCACCUGGUGGUGUGUUGGUUAAGGUGACAAGAUCCCACAUGGCUGACUGUGGUUAGUCUCAGACCUGGUGGGUAAGAAAAACACCAGGCACCUGUGCCUGUGAGCCCAAAAUUCAAAAGGGAGGGAGAAAUGGAGGAGAUGGGAUUGCAGCAUGGCCACCCACCAUAAGGAGUGCUUUACCUCCUCUUCUCCAGGCACACAAACCUCUGGCAAAAUAAAAAAAAAAAAAAAAAAAAAA
Tupaia belangeri chinensis (Chinese tree shrew) is the source of this 4389-nucleotide messenger RNA. It is a transcript of the gene RBAK, whose product is annotated as RB associated KRAB zinc finger. The record is from RefSeq and is a predicted model, not a curated record. Lineage: Eukaryota; Metazoa; Chordata; Mammalia; Scandentia; Tupaiidae. Gene Ontology annotation, biological process: regulation of transcription by RNA polymerase II. The transcript has 5 exons. The coding region runs from base 311 to 2458 and encodes 715 amino acids. Gene Ontology annotation, molecular function: RNA polymerase II cis-regulatory region sequence-specific DNA binding; DNA-binding transcription factor activity, RNA polymerase II-specific.